CGGCUGCGGGCGUGCACCCGGCCACUCCCUGCCUCCUUCCCGGCUCCUCGCCUCCCGACGCCUCCAGACGUUCUUAAAUUACCUGUCCGGGGGAGGUGAGGCGGGAGGCCUCGGCGGAGGACUACAACUCCCAUGCGGCGCCGGGCCUGCGCAGGCGCGCCGAGGCUCGGCCCCCCCCUGCCCUGGGAUCCCAUUGGCUGGGCGAGCCCUAGGUGCGGAGUCCGGAUUGGCUGAGGGGCCUGAGGCGACAGAUUCCGGAAAGGGGAAAAAGCAGCGGACAUGGCGGAGCGCGGCGCGGGCCAGCAACUGUCGCAGGAGAUGAUGGAGGUUGACAGGCGGGUCGAGUCCGAAGAAUCUGGUGACGAGGAAGGGAAGAGGCAGAGCGGCGGACUGGUGGCGGAGCUCAGCGAGCACAGCCUGAAGGAUGGACAGGAGCGGGGGGAAGAGGACCCAGAAGGACAAGAGCUGCCUGUGGACAUGGAAACGGUUCACCUGGACAGAGACGCCGAGGACGUCGACCUGAACCACUACCGCAUCGGGAAGAUCGAAGGGUUUGAGGUUCUGAGGAAAGUGAAGAACCUAAUUAAGUGCAUCGAGAACCUGGAGGACUUGCAGAGCCUCCGAGAGCUGGACCUUUAUGACAACCAGAUCAAGAAGAUUGAGAAUCUGGACACACUGGCAGAGCUGGAGAUUCUAGAUAUUUCUUUUAAUCUACUGAGAAACAUUGAAGGGGUGGAUAAGCUGACACAACUGAAGAAACUCUUCUUGGUCAACAACAAAAUCAGUAAAAUCGAGAACCUGAGCACCUUGCAACAGCUGCAGAUGCUGGAACUGGGGUCCAACCGCAUCCGGGCCAUUGAAAACAUCGACUCGUUGACCAGCCUGGAGAGCUUGUUCCUGGGGAAAAACAAGAUCACUAAGAUCCAGAACCUGGACGCACUCUCCAACCUGAGAGUCCUCAGCAUGCAGAGCAACCGGCUGACCAAGAUCGAGGGCCUGCAGAGCCUGGUGAACCUGCGGGAGCUGUACCUCAGCCACAACGGCAUCGAGGUCAUCGAGGGCCUGGAGAACAACAAUAAACUCACGAUGUUGGACAUUGCGUCAAACAGAAUCAAAAAGAUUGAGAAUAUCAGCCAUCUAACAGAGCUGCAGGAAUUCUGGAUGAACGACAACCUCCUCGAGAGCUGGAGCGACCUGGACGAGCUGAAGGGAGCCAAGAGCCUGGAGACCGUGUACCUGGAGCGAAACCCGCUGCAGAAGGACCCGCAGUACCGGCGGAAGGUGAUGCUGGCGCUGCCCAGCGUGCGGCAGAUCGACGCCACCUUCGUGAGGUUCUGACUGUCCGCGCCCCCGCCCGCCCCCUCUCUCCAAGAGAACUGCCCGGCCACGGUUUUUAAUCCGCCCGUUGCUCCUGACACCGCCACUGUAUCAACGGUCACAACCCAACGGCAAUAAAAAGGCGCUGAGUGAUCCCUGCCGCGUGUGCCGCCGCUCGCCGCUGAGAGGCGUUGCCGUUGCCGGCACCACGUGGGGUCCCGUGCU
Molecule: messenger RNA, 1542 nt
Organism: Pteronotus mesoamericanus
Lineage: Eukaryota; Metazoa; Chordata; Mammalia; Chiroptera; Mormoopidae
Gene: PPP1R7
Product: protein phosphatase 1 regulatory subunit 7
Exons: 10
Coding region: 280-1338 (352 amino acids)
Molecular function (GO): protein binding
Source: RefSeq, a predicted model, not a curated record